AUGGCUGUGCCCACCGAACCCGUCGACCUGUUUACUGGCUGGCCUAACCCCGCGCUCCUCCCCGCCCCCGAUCUACUCCGCUCCGCCACUGCUCUCCUGACCAACCCCUCCAUCGCCAACCCGGCCCUACUGUAUGGUCCUGAUGAAGGUUCCGAGCCUCUUCGUGUCCACAUCGCAGAGUGGCUGGAGGCCUUUUAUCGCCCCCACUCCCCGAUUACGCCUCGCCGCAUAUGCAUCACUGGCGGGGCGAGUCAGAGCCUCGCCUGCAUCCUCCACGUCUUCACCGACCCAUUGUACACGCGGAAUGCCUUCAUGGUCGACCCAACUUACCACCUAGCCGGUCGAAUGUUUGAUGAUGCAGGCCUUGCGGAUCGUACGCGCCGAGUUCCCGAGGAUGAUGAAGGAAUUGAUUUGGAUUAUCUCGAAAAUGCUUUGCGUACGGCUGAAGCCAAGGCUGAAGCUGAAGGAAACUUGGACCCGAAAAUCAAGCCCCCACGACCCUGGCGAAAGAUCUACAAAUAUGUCAUCUAUGCGAUCCCCACCUUUUCCAAUCCGACCACGAAGAUAAUGUCUCUGGGCCACCGCGAGCAGCUCGUUCGCCUCGCCCGCAAGUAUGAUGCCUUACUGAUCACAGAUGAUGUUUAUGAUUUCUUACAGUGGUCAGCGACGCCGGGUAAGGAAUUGUCUCCCAACCAGGCAUGCGCCCCCCGCUUGGUGGACGUAGACCGCUACCUCGAUGGUGGCCCUAUCGAUGAAUGGGGCCAUACCAUCAGCAAUGGUAGCUUCAGUAAGCUACUUGGACCAGGGGCCCGCACUGGCUGGGUCGAAGCAUCCGAGAAGGUUGCGUAUGGAGCUUCGCAGGUAGGCUGCUCUCGCUCCGGUGGUGCCCCCAGCCACCUGUGUUCCACCAUUAUCGAUCAGCUGCUGCCUUCGGGGUUUCUGGAUAAGCAUAUCCGUCAAGUCUUGCAGCCAGCCUAUGCGGAGCGGUACCACUUGUUGCUCUCGGCCGUGCAAGAGCACUUGGUACCACUAGGUGUAACAGUGGCCCAGGCCUCAACGAACGUGGCUGGCGGGUAUUUUAUGUGGAUCACCUUGCCCUUUCCCCUGCUCGCUGUAGACAUUGUGGCGCAGGCGCAGACUGAAGAGAAGCUGCGUUUAGCUCCCGGCACUCUUUUCCAAGUACAAGGUGAUCCCAAUGGUUCAAGCGACCGAUUUGAUCGUCAGAUUCGACUCUGUUUUGCAUGGGCAGAACCGCGUCACCUGACCGAAGGAGUGCGUAGGCUUUCACGCGUCCUUCAGCGGGCACUCAAUUGA
Molecule: messenger RNA, 1314 nt
Organism: Penicillium manginii
Lineage: Eukaryota; Fungi; Ascomycota; Eurotiomycetes; Eurotiales; Aspergillaceae
Product: aminotransferase-like domain-containing protein
Exons: 3
Coding region: 1-1314 (437 amino acids)
Biological process (GO): biosynthetic process
Molecular function (GO): L-2-aminoadipate:2-oxoglutarate transaminase activity; pyridoxal phosphate binding
Source: RefSeq, a predicted model, not a curated record